AUGCAGCUCAGGACAGUGCUUGACGUCAGUGUUGUGGAUGUGCAGAAGAGGAGGAAUCCCUCCAAACACUAUGUGUAUCUUAUCAACGUGACCUACUCAGACUCCACUUCUCAUGUCAUUUACAGAAGAUACAGCAAAUUCUUUGACCUACAGAUGAGGAUUCUUGACAAAUUUCCUAUUGAAGGUGGACAGAAGGACCCUAAAAAGAGGAUUAUUCCUUUUUUACCAGGUAAGGUCCUGUUUCGUCGAAGUCACAUCCGAGAUGUUGCAGUCAAACGACUGAAGCACUUAGACAACUAUUGCAAAGCUCUGUUGAAGCUCCCCACCCACAUUUCACAAAGUGAAGAGGUUCUGAAGUUCUUUGAGACCAAGUCAGAGGACCUCAACCCUCCCACUGAGGACAGCAGUGGCUCUGGCAGACGCAAAUCGGGUUUGGAUGCUUCGGACCCCAUGCUCCUGGAACAGUACGUGGUAGUGGCCAGUUACGAGAAGCAGGAACCUGCAGAAAUCAGCCUCCAAGCGGGUGAGGUGGUCGACGUCAUCGAGAAGAGCGAGAGUGGCUGGUGGUUUGUCAGCACCUCAGAGGAGCAAGGGUGGGUCCCCGCCACCUACCUCAACUCCCACAGCGGGACACGGGACGACUUGGAGGUUGGCGCCUCAAAAAGCGGGGAAGUCACUAAGCGACACAAGGCCCACCUGAAGAGGCUGGACCGGAGAUGGACGCUGGGGGGUGUCAUCAGCCGGCAGCAGAGCCGAGAAGAAAAAUAUGUCACAGUGCAAGCGUACACCAGCCAAGGGAAAGAUGAAAUCGCAUUUGAGAAAGGAGUGGUUGUGGAAGUGAUUCAGAAGAACCUUGAAGGUUGGUGGUUUAUAAGGUACCAAGAUAAGGAAGGCUGGGCUCCAGCUUCUUAUCUAAAGAAGAUGAAAGAAGACCUCUCCCCCAGAAAAAAUACAGCAACUGGCCCAGUGGAGAUCAUCGGGAACAUCAUGGAGAUCAGUAACCUGCUCAACAAGAAAGCCCCAAGUGAAAAGGACGUAGGUGGCGACAGCGUGCCAGAGAGCCCGCGGGUCGUCCGCAAAGAGAUCAGCUUACCGGUCCUGUGUUCUGAAACGGGUCCUGUCGGCGUGCCUCAAGAAGGGAAGGGCAAAACAGAGCAGGCCUCGCCAGCCGUGGCCCGUAUUGCACCUCACCGCAUCGAAAUCGGUUCCCCAGUUCUCAGGCAAAAACCUCCUCCUCGAAGAGAUGCAACUCUGGGAUUUCCUUUGCCCUCACCACCAGAGCCCCCUACAGUUGAAGCUGAGUAUUACACAAUUGCCGAGUUCCAGUCUUGUAUUUCUGAUGGGAUCAGUUUUAAUGGAGGCCAAAAGGCUGAGGUGAUUGAGAAAAAUUCUGGAGGUUGGUGGUAUGUCCAGAUCGGUGAGCAAGAGGGCUGGGCUCCAUGUUCCUACAUUGACAAACGCAAAAAGCCCAACCUCAAUCGUAGAACCAGCACGCUCUGCCGACCCAAAGUUCCUCCUCCUGCGCCGCCUGUCAAAAAGCAGGACUCGGUGGAGACGGCACCGCCUGAGACUCCCGAGUCCCCAGCGUCUCCCGGGAAGCCCGUGUAUGAAGAGCCGGAGUACGACGUCCCAGCUAUUGGUGACCUUGAUUUAGAGUCUGAGUUUGAGUUCCUGCGUUGCGAAGCUUCCUUGGUGGAUGCCAAAAGUGAGGACACGUCCUCUGAUAAGGGAUCCCAGCGGUCCUCCAAACCCUCCCCGGCGUCAUCUCUCCACAGCGCCUCCUUUAGGAUGUGCGAGUCAUUUGAAGACAGCCAAGAGGCGGAGGCUGAGGAGGAGUGCAUCUACGAGAACGAUGGCUUCCGGCCCUUCAAGGAGCUGCCAGAGCGACAGUUUAGCCGCGAAUCCAGUUCUUCCAAGGCCACCGUUUCUUCUGAAACUGGCAAGACCGCCAACCCCAAAUUGGGAGCAUGGAGAUCUGCGGCUAAUAAGCUCAAGAUCAACUUGAACGGAAGCCAAAUGUCAACCAAAAGCGAGGAGGGGUGUAACGAGUCAUUGUUGGUAGACAAGAAAGAUUCGGAGGAAAGCAAAGCAUCCCCCAACGCCAAAUCUUCCUCCAAACCCAAGCCGGUGGUGAGGCCUAAACCACAGCUAGCUAAGGCGUCCAGUGGGGACAAGAUGGACAUCAGCACGUUGAGAAGACAGCUACGACCCACGGGCCAGCUCAAGAACGGCAGCAAAAGCAAAGGCGAGGAUUCAGAGACGGCCUCUGUUGUCUCCUCCGAGGACUCCUUCUCGUCUCAGAGCACGUCCUCCGAGUUGUCCUCCAUUUACUCCAAAGGCAGCCGUGGGGACUCGGAUGCGGAAGGCUGCGUCCUUUACCGCACCACCGACCCGUACGAGAAAGUCCAGGAGUCAGAACUCAGCUUCCCCGCCGGCGUGGAGGUGCUGGUGCUGGAAAAGCAGGAAAGUGGCUGGUGGUACGUCCGCUGGGAAGACUCCGAGGGCUGGGCCCCGACAUACUUCUUGGAGCCCGUGCGGCAGCGGGAUGAUGCAGCCGGCUCAGAGUCUGAUGGAACGCCGUCCAAACCUGGGAACCUUAGCAAGUCCAACAGCUUGGAGAAGAACGAACAAAGGGUGCAGGCCAUGAACAACAUCAAUCAGAACCUGAAGAAGGUCACGCCCCCCAUCCCCUCCAAACCACCCGGCGGUCUCUCCAAACCCGCGAGCUUGUUUGGGUCACGCAAGCAGAAUGCUAGCAAGCGGCAGCAGGUGGUCAGACCUCAGUCAGUCUUCAUCUCAGCCCCCAUUAGGGAUAAUCCUAGCCCUGUGGGUUCCCUCAGGAGAAACGAGUCCCUGAACUCCGGCGACAACCCUCGGGUCAGCCCCACGGUGCGUCGAAAUGCCUCAUUUGGUACAGUGCCACGUGUACCCGCGCCCAACAACAUCGCCCCAUUCAGUCGGGGUCCCUCAAGCGCCGGUGGCUCGGAAUUCCCUGGUGGCGGCCCUCAGAAAAAUUCCCUCCCCAUGUCCGCCGUAAGGCCCAAGCCGCACAUUAUCCAUAACAACCUCAGAGAGAUCUACGUCUCCAUCGCCGACUACCAUGGCGAUGAGGAGACCAUGGGCUUCCCUGAGGGAACCAGUCUGGAGGUUCUGGAAAGGAACCCCAACGGCUGGUGGUACUGCAAGGUGCUGGACAACGGCAAACCUAGAAAAGGUUGGGUUCCUUCCAAUUACCUCGAGAGGAAGCCUUAG
Molecule: messenger RNA, 3252 nt
Organism: Nerophis lumbriciformis (worm pipefish)
Lineage: Eukaryota; Metazoa; Chordata; Actinopteri; Syngnathiformes; Syngnathidae
Source: RefSeq, a predicted model, not a curated record